AUGGCGUUUAAGUCACCGUCCUACAUCCCGCAGCUCCCAUUUGACCCACCGGAGACGCUGCCCGUUCAUGAAUUCCUGUUUGGUGGUAGUGAGAAAUUUGGGCGUCAUCCUAUCGGCGACUCCAAGCCACCAUUUACCUGUGGUAUCUCGGGUAAGGCGCAUUCAGCGCAGGAGGUUGCAGAGCGAAUCGAGCUUUUGGCCCGUGCCCUUGCUACGAGAUUUGGAUGGAAAGUAAACGAGGGAAACGAGCUAGACAAGGUUACUUGUGUCUACAGUCUCAACACGAUUGACAACUUGACAACCGCCUGGGCAACACAACGUAUCAAUGGUGUUUCCAACUCUAUCAGCGCGGCCUAUUCCGUGCCAGAGCUUUCCCAUCAAUUGAAAAGAGUCAGCUGCAAGGCUUUGUUCACAUGUUUGCCGCUCCUCCAGAAAGCCCUUGAGGCUGCCGCCGAAGCCGGUGUUCCCAAGGAGAAUGUCUUCUUGGUCGAGGUGCCCUCGAAGCUUUUGGGUGGUGCACAGAACCCUCCCGGUAUCCCAACUGUGGAUCAGUUGAUCGACGAAGGUCGUCAGCUACCGCCCCUGGAGCCGUUGGCUUGGACUGAGGGUCAAGGUGCACGCCAGACUGCUUUCCUGUGUUGUUCCAGUGGCACCUCUGGACUUCCUGUACGUAAAAAUGCCAAGGUCUCUCACAAGAAUGUCAUCGCCAACAUUAUGCAAGCAUAUACCUCCGAUGCUACCUACAAGAACCCUGAGCCAGAGCUGUGCCUCGGAGUCCUCCCUACCAGCCACAACCUGGGUUUGGUUGGUGUCAGCAUGUUGAGCAUCUACAGAGGAGAUGGCGUUGUUGUCUUGCCCAGGUUUGAUCUAGAGGAAACACUGAAGACCAUUCACGAUUACCGAAUCGGACGACUCUGGAUGGUUCCUCCUAUGAUUGCGGCCAUGGUAAAAGCUCCUUCGCUCGUAGCCAAGUAUGAUUUAAGCCACGUCAAUGCUGCCGUCGUCGGCGCGUCCAGUCUGUCCAAGGAAACCGCCCUGGCAUUUGACAAGCUCGUGUCCGGCUGCCAUCUUAUUCAGGGAUACGGUCUGACCGAGACCACGGUUGCCGUUACUUUCGGAAACCCUCUUGACUACAUGUUCGGCACCUGUGGUCAUCUCUUUCCGGGAUGCGAGGGUCGCCUGAUCAAGGACGAUGGCCAAGAGAUUACAGAAUACGGCAAGCCAGGCGAGUUGCUCAUCCGCUCGCCCAGUGUUUUCCUCGGAUAUCUUGACAAUGAGUCUGAAUCAAAGGGAAUUUUCUCUGAGGACGGCUGGAUGAGGACGGGUGACUUGGCCGAGUUCCGACAAAGCGCUGCCGGCCAUGACCACCUCUUCAUCAUUGACCGUAUCAAGGAGUUGAUCAAGGUCCGAGGUAUGCAAGUUUCUCCGGCAGAGCUGGAGCAUUUCCUUGCGCGUCACCCCAAGGUCGCCGAUGCCGCCGUCGUGCCUAUCCCUGACGAGUCUGCUGGAGAGCUCCCGGUGGCCUUCAUCGUCAAGGCCCCGGCUUUCAAGGACGAGGAUGAAGCAGCUCUUAGGAUCGAGUUGCAUGAGUAUGUGAACAAGGAAUUUUCCCAGCACAAGCGUCUUGCGGGCGGCAUCGAGUUUGCCGAGGCUUUAGCAAAGACUGCUGCCGGAAAGACGCAGAGGAAGGUGUUGAAGGACUUGGCCAAGGCCCGCGCGGAAGAGAGAAGGCGGAAGGCAGCCGGUGGAGUAGAGGUGUUUGACUUUGACUCCGAUGACGAGGAUGACUGA
Molecule: messenger RNA, 1791 nt
Organism: Ilyonectria robusta
Lineage: Eukaryota; Fungi; Ascomycota; Sordariomycetes; Hypocreales; Nectriaceae
Exons: 5
Coding region: 1-1791 (596 amino acids)
Molecular function (GO): CoA-ligase activity
Source: RefSeq, a predicted model, not a curated record